CGCCGCGCGCCUUUGCUGAGUUGACUCUGCCGUGAACAUUAGCAGAAGAAGAAGCUGGCUAGCUCCUGUAAACAAAGCUGAGCCGUCAGUGUCUCAAAGUGCCGAAAACUGUCUCAUGUGGCGACCAGACAUGAUCAUAAACACGUCUACAUAACAGCAGAUGCUCUCCAGACUCUGCCGGGCGGUCAGACGUCUGUGAGCCGCAGGAGCAGCACUUCAGUCCGGCUCCGGAUCUGCCAUGACCCGGCCUGCAGCCUGACUGGAAGAUAAUGGCUGCAGAGCUGUUUCCCACCAAGAAGCUGGUCCCCUCCACCUCAGCGAGCAGCAGCACCUCCAUCCAGCAGUACCAGCAGCAGAACCUGACCAACAACAACACCACCCACACGGCGCAGGGCGGCUGCAGCUGGCAGGGCCUGUUCCCGACCAUCCGAGAGAGGAAUUCAGUCAUGUUCAACAAUGAGAUGAUGGCAGAUGUUCACUUUGUGGUCGGGCCGCCUGGCGGGACGCAGCGAGUACCAGGACAUAAGUACGUCCUGGCUGUCGGCAGCUCCGUGUUUCACGCCAUGUUUUAUGGAGAACUGGCCGAGGAUCAGGACGAGAUCCGGAUCCCUGAUGUGGAGCCUCCUUCAUUCCUCGCCAUGUUGAAGUACAUCUACUGUGAUGAGAUCGACCUGUGCGCCGACACCGUGCUCGCCACCCUCUACGCUGCCAAAAAGUACAUCGUGCCUCAUCUGGCCCGGGCCUGUGUAAACUUCCUGGAGACCAGCCUGAGUGCCAAGAACGCCUGCGUGCUGCUGUCCCAGAGCUGCCUGUUCGAGGAGCCCGACCUGACGCAACGCUGCUGGGAGGUGAUCGACGCUCAGGCCGAGCUCGCUCUGCGCUCCGAAGGCUUCUGCGACAUCGACACCCAGACGCUGGAGAGCAUCCUGAGGCGGGAGACGCUAAACGCCAAAGAGAUGGUGGUGUUUGAGGCGGCGCUGAACUGGGCCGAGGCCGAGUGUCAACGCCAAGACCUGACGCCGACUAUCGAGAACAAGCGUCUGGUGCUGGGUAAGGCCAUCUACCUGAUCCGCAUCCCCACCAUGGUGCUGGAGGACUUUGCCAACGGAGCGGCGCAGUCCGGAGUGCUCACACUCAACGAGACCAACGACAUCUUUCUGUGGUACACCGCCGCCAACAAGCCCGAACUCUUGUUCUGCACCAAACCUCGUAAAGGUCUGGCGCCACAGCGCUGCCACCGCUUCCAGUCCUGUGCGUACAGGAGCAACCAGUGGAGGUACAGAGGACGCUGCGACAGCAUCCAGUUCGCCGUGGACAAACGCGUCUUCAUCGCUGGCUUCGGCUUGUACGGCUCCAGCUGCGGUUCAGCCGAGUACAGCGCCAAGAUUGAGCUGAAGCGUCAGGGUGUGCCGAUGGGCCAGAGGAUCAUCAAGUACUUCUCAGACGGAUCCAGCAGCACCUUCCCCGUGUGGUUCGACUACCCGGUGCAGAUCGAGCCCGACACCUUCUACACCGCUAGCGUGGUGCUGGACGGCAACGAGCUCAGCUACUUUGGCCAGGAGGGCAUGACAGAGGUGCAGUGUGGGAAAGUGACCUUCCAGUUCCAGUGCUCCUCAGACAGCACCAAUGGCACCGGAGUUCAGGGCGGUCAGAUCCCUGAACUGAUCUUCUACGCCUGAGCCAGGCAGGGAGGAGGACGCCACAGAGAUUUCUGCUUCACUGCCAUGAAGACUUUUACUUUGAAAGAGCGGAGACGAGUCUCAGAAGGGGGUUUGAGGAGGAGGAAGGACUCCUGGAUCCACUGCUGAGCCUCAGAGAGAAAGAUGAAGAGACGACUGAAGAAGACUGAAUCCUUAUGUGUUGUUUUGUUUCACUGCAGCUGUUGAUGUCGUGUUUCAGUUUCUCUCAGUCAGUUAUAUUUCUAGAAUACACCAGGGGCGUCCCGAUUCUUCAAAUCCACGAUUCGACUUCUGAUUUAAACAUUUUCUUUUUAACGCCUGUCUUGAUUUGUAAAGAUCAACGGUUAAUAGUUUUAUGCUCGGACGUCUGUCAUUUACACAAAUUCGUCUUUUAAAAGGAUAAAAAACAACAAACAGUCUAUAGGUGACAGAAGGCGACUGAGAGAAUCAUCAGUCCUGUUUUUGAUUUCAAUAUUGAGAAUUUAAAGCUUAUUUUCAAUAGACUUUAAAUAUAAAAUUUAAAUUGUGACAACUAUAAAAUAUAUUAACAACACCUCAGUUAUUGGUAAUCAUUAGGGGUGGGUGAUAUUUUUAUAAAAUAAUUAAUAAAAGCAAUAAAAUACAUUCUUUAUGGACAAAAUACUUGGAGCAGAUUAAAUACCGGAUAAGUCAGAGUGACGUUGAUAUUCUAUAAACAUGAAGCAGUCGUGAUUAUUGAGAGUUAACAUCUGUGCACAUAGAAAAGUGUUUCAUUGUAUGUUAAUCUUUUUUUUUUUCAUUAUUAUUCAUUUAGAUCUCAACAGUCCAAACAUAAUGUUUCAAAUAGUGUAAAGCUGAAGGAAACAAAUGCAGUGACAUUAAAACCUUAAAUGUUUUGAUGAUUUUAGGUAACACAGAUAAAUAUAAUAAAUAAAUAAAUGAACACACUCUGAUCUGUUUAAAGUUCAGUUCAGGUGUUCAUGUGCUGCCAUCUGAAGGGGGGACACUACAUAUA
Molecule: messenger RNA, 2673 nt
Organism: Larimichthys crocea (large yellow croaker)
Lineage: Eukaryota; Metazoa; Chordata; Actinopteri; Sciaenidae
Product: BTB/POZ domain-containing protein 3
Exons: 5
Coding region: 270-1679 (469 amino acids)
Biological process (GO): dendrite morphogenesis; cerebral cortex development; neurogenesis
Cellular component (GO): cytosol
Molecular function (GO): protein binding
Source: RefSeq, a predicted model, not a curated record